Molecule: messenger RNA, 1359 nt
Organism: Aspergillus clavatus NRRL 1
Lineage: Eukaryota; Fungi; Ascomycota; Eurotiomycetes; Eurotiales; Aspergillaceae
Gene: utr2
Product: putative cell wall glucanase (Utr2)
Exons: 3
Coding region: 1-1359 (452 amino acids)
Biological process (GO): carbohydrate metabolic process; fungal-type cell wall organization
Cellular component (GO): fungal-type cell wall
Molecular function (GO): glycosyltransferase activity; hydrolase activity, hydrolyzing O-glycosyl compounds
Source: RefSeq, a predicted model, not a curated record
AUGGUGCGCAUCACUUCUUCGCUCUAUCUGGCCACUCUGGCCGCGACAACGGCUUUCGCCGCGUCCGACCCUCCUUCUUGCAGUCAAGACAAUCACUGUCCGGAAGAAUGGCCUUGCUGCUCUCUGUAUGGCCAGUGCGGUACUGGCGCUUACUGUUUGGGUGGUUGCGAUCCUCUGAUGUCUCACUCGCUCGACUCCUGUGUCCCUGAACCCACCUGCCAGAGCAAGACCUACAAGGGCUGGUCGAAUCUCGACGGCUUCGCCGAGAACACCAAGUACCUGGGCGAUGCCUCAAAGUCUGACUGGGUCUAUAGCGGCUAUCCCAAGAUAGAAGAUGGAAACCUCCUCCUCACCAUGCCCAAGGAAAGCGUCGGCACUCUCAUUGCGAACAACCACUAUCUCUGGUACGGCAAGAUCACGGCCAAGGUCAAGAGCAGCCGUGGCGCUGGUGUGGUUACCGGUUUCAUCCUGAUGUCCGACACCAAGGACGAAAUCGACUACGAGUUCGUUGGUGCUGAUCUGACCAACGUUCAGACCAACUUCUACUUCCAGGGUGUCCUCGACUACAACAACGGCGCAAACGCAUCGGUGCCUGGUGGUGACACUUUCGGCGAAUGGCACGAGUACAGCAUUGACUGGAAGCCCGACGCUCUUACCUGGUCCGUGGACGGUGAGGUGAAGAGAACCCUGACCCGUGAAUCUACCUUCAACAAGACCAGCAACCGCUAUCAGUACCCCCAGACCCCCUCCAGAAUGCAGCUGUCCCUGUGGCCUGCCGGUCAAGCCAGCAACGCCCCGGGUACCAUCAGCUGGGCCGGUGGACAGAUCAACUGGGACAGUGAGGACAUUAAGAAGGACGGCUACUUCUCGGCCAGCUUUGCAGAGAUCACCGUCGAGUGCUACGACCCCCCUAAGGGCGCCGACAUCAAGGGCAGCAAGUCCUACAUCUUCACCAACAACGACGGUCUGGAAAGCUCCGUCCGCAUCACCGACAACAAGACUGUGCUCGCCUCGUUCGGCGCCACCGGUCUGAACAUGGAUCUCGGUGCCAGCACUUCCGCUUCGGGCGGCGCCAACAAGACCAGCAGCGGCGCCAACACCAUUCCCUCGGGCAACGGUGGCUCUGCGAAUGUGCCCGGUAACUCUCAGGGUGGCAACAGCAGCAGCAGCAGCACUGGCUCCAGCUCCGGCUCUGCAUCGAGCGGCUCCAGCGACUCCAGCAGCUCCGGCGGCUUCAGCCAGGGCACCGGCUCCUCGGGGGCCAGCAACAAGAACGCCGCUCCCUCCCAGAGCGAGCGUGUCAUGAAGGGCUCCUUCUUCGCCGUGCUGGUUGCCGUCGUGGUUCUGGUGACACUGUAA